This is a messenger RNA of Cylas formicarius (sweet potato weevil), 2124 nucleotides long. Its product is annotated as ethanolaminephosphotransferase 1-like. The transcript is spliced from 7 exons. Gene Ontology annotation, cellular component: Golgi apparatus; endoplasmic reticulum membrane. The record is from RefSeq and is a predicted model, not a curated record. Lineage: Eukaryota; Metazoa; Arthropoda; Insecta; Coleoptera; Brentidae. Gene Ontology annotation, molecular function: ethanolaminephosphotransferase activity. The coding region runs from base 210 to 1379 and encodes 389 amino acids. Gene Ontology annotation, biological process: phosphatidylethanolamine biosynthetic process.
UCCUAAAAUUAUAAAUGGUCGGGCAGAAAGCAUGUGUGUGUUAUGAUGUUCGGUAUAGCGAACGUAUAUAAUGUGUUUUUAAUUUAAAACACUUAAAUACCAUUGCGCGAAACAAAGAUGUUUUAAUUCAUGUAAUGAGUUUGAAUUUACAUUAAAUCCAUGGUGUCAGAAUUCUAGUUUCUGUUGCAAUUAUAAAUUGAAAUAACAAAAUGAUUUUGGAAAAGGAAUAUUUAAACCCGGAUCAUUUAGCCGGUUUUGAUAAUUAUAAGUACAAUUCCAUUGAUACAGGACCAUUGAGCCUGUAUAUUAUGCACCCGUUUUGGAACUGGGUAGUACAGUAUUGUCCAAAAUGGGUAGCACCAAACUUGCUGACAUUUAGUGGCUUCCUUUUUACUGUCAUUACUUACGUCAUGUUUGCAGUAGUGGAUUACGAUUUUUUAGCGUCUGAUCCUGAUCAUCCUGAGAUCGAUUCGCUACCAAAAUGGAUGUUUAUGGCUGCCGCCAUUUUUCUUUUCCUCGCCUAUACUUUAGAUGGAAUAGAUGGAAAACAGGCCCGACGGACAGGCACCAGUGGACCACUGGGAGAACUUUUUGAUCAUGGUCUUGACUCUUAUACUUCGGCCCUUAUUCCCGCAGCCAUGUAUUCGAUUUUUAGCAGAGGAUCAAGAUACAGUAUACCUCCGUUCAGAAUGUUCUUUACAAUGUGGAACAUUCUUGUUAAUUUUUACCUUGCUCAUUUUGAGAAAUAUAACACGGGCAUAUUAUUUUUGCCCUGGGGCUAUGACUUCACUAUGUGGGGUAUAAUUUUCACAUUUUUCCUAACGGGGAUCUUUGGACAUGAGAUGUGGUACUAUUCUAUAGCUGGAAUUACAAAUGGAACAAUUGUGGAACUGCUGUUAUAUGUUUCAGCGAUGAUGUCUAACCUUCCUCUCGUUUUGUAUAAUAUUUAUAAAUCAUAUCGUGACAGAACAGGGAAAAUGCGUUCAUUGCCAGAGGCGAUAAGGCCACUGAUUCCUCUAUUUCUACUGUUCUUGAUUACGCUUUUGUGGGUCUUCGAGUCUCCGUCAAAUAUCAUUGAUGCAGAUCCGCGAGCUCUGUUCUUCCUAAUGGGAACAAUAUUUUCAAAUAUUAGUUGUCGAGUAAUAGUAGCUCAAAUGAGCAAUACCAGAUGUGAUUGGAUCAACUGGAUGAUGGUUCCCACUCUGGUCGUGGUUUUGAUUUCAGGAAUCACCCAAUCGUCGAGUAUUGAAUUUUUCCUUCUUUAUACCUUGUGUGUUACAACAACUCUUGCCCAUUGGCAUUAUGGUACAUGUGUGGUUCGGCAGAUGUGCCGACACUUCAAUAUAAAUUGUUUUACAAUUAAAAAACCGUCGGAUUGACUAGAUGCCGACAACGCGUGAUCUAGCAUCAGGUGUUGUCCCUCGGAACUUGUUUAUUUUCCUUUUUUUUUAGGUGAUUGAAAUGUUUUUCGUUUCUUGCCUAGUGAAAUGGUGGGUGGUCGUUUUUUUUUUGUAUAUUAUGUUUAUUUCGUGCCAGUUGUGAAUAAUUUUUAGAAGUCGUAGAUAUUAUAGUUUAAAGCCAAAGGUAAUUUUGAUCAUUUAUUAACCCGGAAAGGAAAAGGAAUUUUUGAUUUAUUAGCACCGUAGAUUUUCAAAACACCUCAGUUUGCAGUGCACUUGUAAGUUCACUUUCUAGUUCUAGUCAGCCUUGGUAAGGCGACAAUCGAAUGUAAUUUUGUCUAAUUAACCAACAAUUCCUUCUCCUUCAUUUUAAUAAGUUUUUUAGUUUGUUUUGAGGGACUAACAUUGCAUUAUUCCUGUAAUAUUGUGCAUUUAUACUGACUAGGAUAUCUACUAACUUUAAGUUAGUUUUUUUGUUUAUGAAAAUAUUCACUGUCCGCAAGAAGGAAAUUAUUUUUCAAAUACUAUGAUGUUCCUGCUGACAGAUGAUAUGAUAUAUCCUUUUUAUUAAUUUAUUAUUAGACAAUUUUAAUUUAAGCAAGUGCAAAAUUGUAUCUACUCAAGUAAGUGGAAAAAUGUUAUUGAUAAAUGAACAAUAAGGUUGUGUUUUUUUAGAUUUAAAUGUUAUAUUAAAACAUACAAGAAAAAAUAAUCCUUUUAUUUU